CUCUGCUGGGUUCGAGCCGGGGCUUCUGCCGCUAUCACGUUUCCAGCAGCCUCCACAUCUAGAACUUUCCCCUCACUUCAGAAACACGCUCCACUUCCGCGGCAAACCCAUGGCAAGCGAACGCAGCUUCCCGGAUAGCUUCGUUGACGAAGAUCCACAGAAAGCUCUGGAGGCGCUUAAUGAGGCCUUGCAGGGAGACUCUGACAAUGCCGAGUGCUUUUGUCAGCGUGCCUAUGCCCACAUACUGCUCAAAAACUACAGCUGUGCUGCUGAUGAUGCCAAGAAAGCACAACAGCUAAAACCCAGCCUUCCCUUAGCUUUCAUGCGAACAGGAAUAGCCGAGUACCACCUGAACCACUAUGAGUCAGCACACGCAGCCUUCACGCAGGGACACCAACUAGAUGUUUCUGACAAAUCAUUUGAUAUCUGGAUCAAGCGGUGUGAGGAGAUGAUUGCAGAUCAGACACAAAACAGCGGCGUCAACACGACACCGGCAGUUCCACCCGUGAAGCAUGACUGGUACCAAACAGAAAGUCAAGUCAUUGUCACAGUUAUGGCGAAAAAUGUACCCAAGGAUGGUGUGCGUGUCAGCUUCAUGGAAAAAGAGCUGUCUGCCACAGUACAGCUGGCAUCAGGGGAGAACUACAACCUCCAUCUCCACCUCAUGCACCCCAUCAUCCCCCAACAGAGCAACUUCAAGGUCCUCACCACCAAGGUGGAGAUCAAGAUGAAGAAGACAGAUGCCAUCAGAUGGGAGAAGCUGGAGGGAGAAGGACAGGAGUCCAACAUCAAACACUUCGAUCCCAAUCAGUACCCCUCAUCCUCCCACUUCACCUGCAAAUGGGACAAGGUGUUGGUGGACCUGAACGAGGAGGAGAAAGAUGAGAAGCUGGAGGGAGACGCGGCACUCAACAAGCUCUUCCAGCAGAUCUACUCCGACGGCUCCGACGAGGUCAAACGAGCCAUGAACAAAUCCUUUAUGGAGUCAGGUGGUACGGUCCUGAGCACCAACUGGAAAGAUGUGGGCAAGAGAAAAGUGGACGUGAGCCCACCGGAUGACGUAGAGUUCAAGAAGUUCUGAGCACCUCCCUCCUCUCUCUCUCUCUCUCUCUCUCUCUUUUUUCUCUUUCCUCCCUCCUCGGUUUAACAUCACCUCUCUCUACAUUUGUCCACCUGAGCUCCUGGUUGCUCUGCAGCCUGCGUGGCCGUCCCUCUUCGUCGCCUCUUCCUUGUGUCAGUGUUUUUUCACUAAGUGCAGGGAGCCACGGCGUUCCCACUAUCACUCCACCAAAACCACACAUGGCCUACUCUCCGCAAUAGCUCUUGACCGGAUCGGGUCAGUUAAUUUGAAUAAUCUGUUGAACGGAUUGAUUUACUUCAUCUGAUUGUGUUAAAGGCCAAUGGACUCAGAAGGGAACUAAAAUGCAACUCCAGACCCGACAUGCUCUGAUUCAACGUUCUUUUCUCUCCUGGUUUCCUCCAAACAUCCACAGUCUGUUGUUUUGGUUUUUUUUUUAUUUGGGAGCCUUUUAAGAGUCAUUAUUAUCAACACUUGUAUAAAAAUGUAAAGUUGCUAAAAACAAGAACCAGCUGAGAUGUUUAAAUUCCAACUAUGAAUGAGUGUCUUGGCUCAUUUCUUUUUUUUUCUUCCUGUGUACUCAGUAAAAAGUCAACAGCGAUACUCGGCAAACUGACUUGUCUGGAAUCUGUGUGACAUGUCAGCCAGUGGCUUAGCACCGGCCGUUCCCUCAGUGUGACUCAAGCUUCAGUGUAAAUAAAAGAUUUGUUGUUUGGCUCACAAA
Messenger RNA from Stegastes partitus (bicolor damselfish), 1802 nucleotides. RefSeq names its product SGT1 homolog, MIS12 kinetochore complex assembly cochaperone (gene sugt1). The record is from RefSeq and is a predicted model, not a curated record. Gene Ontology annotation, molecular function: protein-folding chaperone binding. Bases 110 to 1081 code for a protein of 323 amino acids. The transcript is spliced from 13 exons. NCBI's taxonomy places the organism in Eukaryota, Metazoa, Chordata, Actinopteri, Pomacentridae.